AUGUCUGGUGGAAGCAAUGAUCAUGUAGCACCACCACCUACAUCACCACCAGAAAUCAAUUUCUCUCUCCCAAGACAGAGUGAUUUUGCAACCAAACUUUACGACUGGCCAAGUGCUCCGACAGAAAUUCUGCUAAUAACAGCAAAUGACCAUGAAUUCGCUGCCUGUUAUUUUUAUGUGAAAAAUGUCCAAAGAAGUUAUUGUAAUGCACUCGGAAUGGUGGAUUUUGGUCAAUUUGGCGAUGGUGUGAGAGUUGCAUUGAUGAAAUGUGCACAAGGACCGACUGAGGCUGUGAUAGCUGUGAAAAAUGCCGCUGAAAAAUUGCACCCAAAAGUGGUCCUUUUCGUCGGGAUCUGUGCAAGCAUGAAACCGACGGAGGCAAAACUUGGCGACGUCGUGAUUUCUGCGAAAUUGGCGACUUAUGCAGAUAGGAAAGUUAGCGCAGAUGGGACAGAGUAUCGCGGUACCAAAGCGAAAGUGAGUCGAAAUAUGGCUCGUCUUAUUCUGCAUGCAGCUGAUGGUUGGGAGCCACCGUUACAAAACCAGAGUAGUUUAAAAGUCGACGUUCAUCGUGACGCUGUGAUGUUAAGUGGUCCAGAGUUGGUUGAUAAUACCAAAAGACGAGAAGAGUUAGCGGAAUAUUUUCGAGACGCACUUGGUCUUGAAAUGGAAGGUGCAGGUAGGUAGGAGCUUCCUACAUCAUUCAGGCAAACAUAAGUGGAUUUGGCAUCUGUGCAUAACAUUAGUAAGCGGCCUAAAACCAGAGUGCAAACUUCUCAACCUGUAGUUCACAUGUAUUUACGUAGAAAAUUAAAUACUGUAGUAAACUUAACGUAGCUCUCGAAUUGUUUUUUAAUCAAAUUCAGGAAGGGAAAUGGUAGCUUGGCUGUUGGCCAACUGAUAUCAACAAAAGAGACCAACCUGUCACAUGCUAGAGAACGAAUAUCCUUGGGCAUAGUCUUACGAAAUUUGACCUUAUGAGGGUAUAGGAUGAAUCUCCUAAGUACUGCACAGAAUUUAACUGAUAUUUUUUAACCCAGAACAUGAUAGGCUCUGAUGCCUAUAACAUUUUGCAUAUUGUCAUUUUUGUUUUUAAUUUUUAGGUCUAUAUGCAGCAGCACAUGAUCUUCAGAUAGAAUGGGCUGUUAUCAAAGCAGUGUCAGAUUUUGCUGAUGGAAGUAAAUCAGUGACAAAAGAGUGGCAGCCAUUUGCCAGUGUAAUGGCAGCAUCUUUAGUUCACAACAUGUUUAAACAUGCUAAUGUGAUAUUAAAACAAUGGCCUCACAAUCCAGGAAUCUCAGGAGGUACGUGAAUAUCAACAUGCAAAAACAUCAAUCCUGGGUUGGUUGGGGCCUGGGGAGAGUGGCAAGCAUAGUACACGGCAAAAAACGCUCAGGUUGAUGCAAUACUGAUGAAAACAGGAUUGAACAAUGUUUUGCUGCCCACAUUGUUCAUAGCUGUCAACAAUAUUGAACAAUAUUGUUACACCCGAUUCAAGCUCAACAACAUUGUUCAAUAUUGUUGACAAGUGUGAACAACGUGGGCAGCAAAACAUUGUUCAUACCUGUUGAGCAACGGGCUCGGCGUUUUUUGCCGUGUACCUGCUCCAAACUGCAAUUUUUCAAAAAAGGAGACAUAUAUACUUUGUUUCUCCUUGUGUAGUAACAUUGGAUUGAACCUAAUUUAUACAAAGAAGGUAUCGAAAUGUAUUAAAACAGUUUAGCAGUGACUAAGUUGUCCAUUUUGAAAGUUAUUUAAUAAGCAUACAUGUAUAACAAAAAAAAUGUUGUGAAAAAUAGGAAUAGACAUAGUGUUAAUGUUAAGACAAUUUGAACAAAUGAAUUUUUAGGUUUGGACAUUGUCAAGUAAAUAGAAUUAGCUAAUUGCUUAUUUCAUGAGCAUAUUUCUAAAAUUAGCUUGUUUUUUUAAGAGAGCAUUUCUCAAAUAAAAAUUAUAAAGAAUAUUAUUUAUUGUGAUUUAUGAAGAUACAAUUGAUGCAAAAAAACGAAAACGGGAAGAGAGCUCAAAUGAAGAUAAAUAUAAAUGCCAAAAGAAAUCACAGCCAGAUUCAAAAAUGUGUGUUACUUGUCAUGCUUACAAAUGAAAAUCAGCUUCCAGAUGACCGCAACAAGUGGCCAAUCCAUAAUAUCGAAAUGAGUUAUUUCCAAAAGAUUUGCAAGCUACUUGACCUUGAUGAUCACAGUAAAGUGCCAAUUCUGAGUGCUCUAGAAUGCUUCAACCAACUUGAAGCUGCCACUAUGAAAAACAAAUUUAAGGAAAAAGGAGGAACAGGGCUUGCCAAAGUCGCACUCCAGAAAUGGGGAAAAGGUAAACGCCAAAAUAAUGUGGGGGCUCUUAAGAAGAUUGUAGAAAAAACCAUGGGAAGGGUUGAUGUUCUUGUUGAGAUUGAGAAAUGGGAAAAGUUAUCUGUUUGUCAUGGAUGUGGCAUCAAACUCAACAUUCAACAGUCUGAUACCAGUAAUUAAAAUACACUGAUGUGAGUGAUGGAUAAAUGAAAAACAUUGGUACUUUGGUAACUUUGGUUAUGACAUUUUCCCCGAGCCGCAGAGUGCAAAGUUGUCCUCCAUUUUGUUUAUGUCAUGGACGGUUUUCAUCAUUAUGCGCAUGCGCAAGUACAAACUCUGUCGAAGUAAUUGUUUUUCAUUUUGGAAGGACAUAUUUUGCUAUUUUACAGCAAUUUUUUGUUUUAAGUUUUGUUAAAAAGUUUACAAAAGUACAACACAGUUUUUUUUUCAGGAUUUUAACUGGAAAUAAGCCUGCAGUUUCAUGAAUUAGUGGCUGUUCAACCGUGAAACAAAGUUUGUAUAAUAAUUGUUUUGAUGCUGAUGUCUUUGAUAAUUUAAUCGUUGUUGUGCCGGUUUGGAUAAGUGUAAACAUUUCAGUAUUAAAAUUAUAUGCCAUACUUGCUUUGUAUUCUCGGUUUUAUUCAUAUCUGCAAAAUUUUUAAGCCAUUCUUAACUCGAUAAUUCACUUUAAUGCAAGCCUGUGACUAUAUGACAGUCUUAAAUUUUCAAAUUACGUAUCUGUUACACUGUCUCUUGUUUGUUUUUUUAUUUAACAACUACUAGUAUCACUGCAUGUAGCAUGAUUGAUUAAUAGCUAAUGCACCUAAAUAUAGUAGUCAUACAACCUGUAGAUGACUCAGUUAUGUUUUUUAUGGUAUAUGUUUUUCAAAUAAAAACAAAAAAAUGCGUUUGGUAAAUUCACAGCACCCACCCAGUCAUUUCUAAAACCUUAAUCACAUCAUACAUUGUCUCAACACGCUUCUGUUUCACUGGCAACGUUACUGCAUAUUUCCAAUCAGAAACAUUCCCUGUACAACAAUUAGCCUAACUUCUCUCUUCCUUUUUCCAGUGACUUUCUUGUCCAAUCAAAAUUAUUUUGCAUUGUGCCCUAAUGUAUCCUGCUUUAUUAUUUUACUCUAUCUAAUGGCAGGUGAUUUUCUUGCCAAGGGGAGAGCACUAGAUUUUAAUGGGUUAAAGAAUGCCACCAUCAAAUAUAUUAGGCCAGUGGAAUGAAAGGAAAAUAUUUUUUUAGUAAAACUUAACAGAUUAUUUCUGAUUUUAAGCUUACGUUACGAACGCCAUUUUCAAACACAUGUAAAAUCCAUUCCUGUGCACAGUCCAACAAGCCUGUGUUAAUUAAAUUUCACAUUUGGUAUGGCAAUAUCAUUCAAAGUGAUUGUAAAAAGAGAUUAAAGCUAACAUUUUCACACUGUGGUUUUGUUGUAGUUCCUUUGGAAAACAAUUGAAUCUUUCAGCAAAUACUGAAAUUAAUACAAAAUAAUGACAAUUUUUGCACUGGGAUUCACGAUGCCAGCUGUUACUUUAAUUCCCAUUACAGUAUUACAUUUGAGUGCAUUUUGAUGACGAGUCGGCAUUCCGUGUGGUCUCUCUAUGCUUUGAUGGUGAUGUGGUCAAAAUGACUCAAAUCUAGUCAAAAAUGAAUCUAUACUGUCAAUCUGUCAGUCCUGGUAGAUUGAUUUGACUGACUAGAUCUGUCUAGAUGUCUUGUCUAGACAUAUUUCAUUUUCAACAUAAUACAACUGUGUUAACAAUACAAAACUAAAUAUAUAAAAUACUGACACUUACCAAUGAUGGUUUGAACUGUGUGUUAUUAGAUCUACCAUUCUGUCAAACAUUCGACCAUCACUGUAAAGUAGACACGUGCUGUAAAUUUUGAAAUUUCCCAAACAUAAUAUUUAUUUUUAUGAAUUUAAAUGUAACGCGCCCGAUGUCGCUCGAUCAGCGUUAAUGGCAAGAACUCUCAAGAACUCUAUACUUGAUGUAAGUACAAUCAAAAUGAGAAAAUUGGCGGGGAAAUGAGCAGGGGAAAUGCGGAAAUUGGCGUGUCGUUUCAAUGUGGUUUCAACUUUUAAAAUUGGUAUUAUAAAUUAAAACGGAUAAAAAGCUCUUUGACGUUUGUAGUGUGGAUAAGUGGCGUGGUAAUCUCUUGCUACUGACCGCUCAAAUAUUUCCCACCGUUACACCCAUAGUCUGCACCCGCACUGCACCCACAAAGUUGAAAAUGCAAAAGGCAAGGGGUGCACUUGCACCCGCUGCACCCGUGGUUCCGGCAUCCCUGGAACCACCUUAAUGGAAUAGAUUUCAAGUUUGUUUCUCACGGGCUAUGGUUAGAGAAACAGAACAUCCUUUGUCAAUACAUGCAUCAAAAAGAAUUUUGGAUUUCUACUAUUAAAUGUGGAAAUAAGUUUAAACACGAAAACGAGGCCGAGAGGCCAUGGCCCCCCACGUCGUAACAAAGCAAUGGUUUUACUAACACUAACCCUAUUCCAAACACUAACCCUAACCAUAAUCCUCACGCUAACCCUAACCCUAACCCUACUCCAAGUUUGUUUCUAAACCAAUCGAACGGCUGGUCAUGGUUUUUGAAGAAAAAAAUUUUGACGAAAUGUCAUUCUGACGUCAGCGAAAUAACCUCUCCACUUUCACAGUUGGCUGUUAGCCAAUCAGAAUUUGAUUCAGGCAAACAUAAGUGGAUUUGGCAUUUGGUGUUUUUCUUUGCUUUGUGUUUUCCUUUGGCUUUGCACGAUUCCCUCCUCCCUGUUAGCCAAUCAGAAACCAACGUGAAUCUUUUAAAUAAAUAAUAAUGCUUUACGUUAUUUCACCUACCAUUUUCUUCCUGAGAUAAAAAUCAUGACAAAUUGAGAAACAAGCAAAGUCAAAAGGCACAAUGUGUAAUGAGCUGAACACCAUUCUAAAUAAGUUAAAAUGAAGGGGAACAGACUUAAACCCAUUUCAAAUACAGCUCCAAUAGCCUCAUUAAUAUUUUGUGGCUGAAAGCAAAAUUCGUAACUUCAAAAUGUACCAGCUUGCAAAAAUUCAAAAGGUGCCUGUGAGCAGUGCUUGAAGAAUGUCAAUGAUGCCUGCACAGCUCCAGGGGCGUAGCCACAGGGAGAAUGAAGGUCCAGACCCCCUCCCCAUUUUUCUUCAGAACCAAUUUUGUAAUUCUUCAAAAAAACUGGGGGAGCCUAACCUCGUAAUAUUUUCAUCUAUGACAUAAAUAUAUCUCAAUAUGUGGCUUUCAGAUGCAUGAAAUAGCGCUUUGCAUAUUCUAAAAUAGAACCAUUUUCUGGAGGACAAUGUCCCCUGACAGCCGAACCCCAUAGUUGUUCAGUGUAUUCAACAAUUGGAUCCCCCACUCACUGGGGGAGAGGUUGGCUACCCCCCUCCCCCCCCCCUCAUGUGCCAAACGUAACUGUCUCAAAUGUGAUGAUGAGAGCAGUGAAAAAAAAAACAAAAUGGCAGUGAUUCAAGUGAACAAAUUAUCAAAAAUGAAAACUGUAUAUUUUUAGUUGAGUUGAAAAAUACGAAGUACAAUGUCGUACUAGAGAAAUUGUCUUGCUGGCCAUCGAAAACUGGAUGAUUUUAUUAAAAGGUCUGUUUUCCUUCCCAGUCCAGUUGAUUCAUCAAGGAAUUGCAACCAGCCUGACAGACCAAGGGUGCCAGCUUUGUUAUCUAUAAAAGAAGAGCAGUAAUAAUAAAUAUUAAUCCCACAUGUGUAUAUAAACACGUUUGUAAAAUUUCAACCUUAUUUGCUCCACCUGGAAAGUGUGCAUGAGCCCUAUACGUCUUAUACCAUGUUUGCAAUACUGAGCAUCGCAAUCCUGCAUAUGAAUUCUUUGAAAAUUCUUGGCUAAAUAUGCAUCAGUAGCAGGGGCAUAGCCGGCCUCAAACGGGGGGGUGUCUAAUUGUCCGGCCAUCCUGAACAUAAUGAAGUCAACUGAUAGUGAAAUCAUAACUAAACUGUCAAAAUUUGUUUAUUCGUGUUUUGAACAAAGGCUUAAAUACCUUGAAACCAGGAGUGCUAAUUAGCAGAGGUUGUGAUAACCACCUUAUUUGUAAAUAUUAUACUUGUCUACAUUCUUUCUUCUUAGUUCUUAUUAACGUUAAUGUUAGUUUUCUAUAUAUUGUUAUAACUUUUAUAUGCUUCAGCAAUACUGGAAAUUUAUAGUCAUGCUAAUAAAGCUAUUAUUUACCAUUACCAUCCUGGGGGAAUGGUCCCUGUUAAGGAACUUCAAGUGUAAGGCGCGAUGUGGGCGCAGCGACCGCGAAACGUGAAUACUCGAUAAAUACAGCACGUUUCAGCCGUAAAAAUGGGAUGAAAAUAUGACACACCUUAGACGUGACUAAGAGUAGAAACGUUAUGUGGUUAAACAUGACGUUUGAUCAAAAAAUGGUUUCCUACUUUUAGAGCAUAAAUAGGAGUGUAAAAAUAUUAUACUGUUGUUGGUUGGAAAGUGUUAGAGUGUUAGAGUGUAUUAGUAUAUGAAAUGUAUGUAGAAUGGUUAGUUUGAUUGAUUGUAAAAGAAUGUUUGAAUAAAGAAAAAUUGGAAAAAAGGACAAGAAAUACACUCCCAGUAGUUUGUUGACUGAACCAGGGAGCGGAAAUUUCUUGUAGUUUAACCAAACUUGUGCAAAAAAUAUUACAACAGUGCCCUGUCUAUUCUUAAGGUCUGCGAAACGCUAUUUCAUGCAUCUUAGACACGUUUUAUAAUCUGAAAGUCACAGAUUUGGUAUAUUUUAUGUCAUAGAUGAAAAUAUUAAGAGGUUCCCUCCCCCCAGUUUCUCCUCGUUUCUCCUUGUAAAAAAUUACAAAAUUGGUCCAGAAGAAAAGCAAAGUGGGUCCGGACCCUUCUACCUCCUCACCCCCCUCCCCCCUCCUGACCAAACCUCUGAUAAGUAGUACUUACAAUAUUUACGAGUGUUAACAGCAAACACAAAGCGGCUGAUCACGGCAACCAGAAUUUGUAAAACACAUAUUCAGGUUGGAGUUCUGAUUGACGAAUUUACCUAUUAGUUGCGGGCAAGUAAAUACAGUCACAAUCAAUCUGAUAGAACAUGCACACAUAAAGUGAAUGGAACCAUUUUAUCGGUUUUGCGCUAAUUGGAAACACGUGCCCGAUAGUUUGGAAACUCGCUAGGACAAAUAUGGCGCAACGUAAUACAAAUUCUCAGAUAAAUAGCCAAGCUAACUGCUCAAUUUUACGAGUAAAAUUUAAAGUCCGCUUAGUUCAUUUUCUUCUUGUAACCCUUUAUCCAUUUUAACGUUGGUUUUACGGAAUUAACAAGCGAAAUUAUUAGUCAAAUAUGUGAAACCUUUACGCAUUCUGUAUAGAAUUUGAUACCACGUUCUGUCUUGUUUGUCUGAGAACCGAUCUUUCGAGCACGUGUUUCCAAUUACCGCAAAACCGCCGAAGUGGUCUAUUCGGGACUGUCUCAAAUUUACACGAUUUCGCCUUAAAACAUCCCCUUAUACUAGCAAUGGAAUUGAUAUUUCGAAUGAGCUUGAAAUAAAUUUCAAAAACUAGAAAUACUUUCACUGAGAUUGUCUUUAAAAGAUUUUAGAGAAACCCAAAAAUAGUAACUACUACUAGCAUAUAACAAUUACUGUAUAGUCUGUAACUACUAUCCUUAUAUUACAGGGGUAAAACAGUUUAAGUACUUCCGCGAUAUCUUGAAUAAAUUUAAUUUGGGAAAUUGCUGGUUACUGGUAAAGGAACAACGUGAAUGGAGCAUUCUGAAAAUUCUGAUAAUUUGUUAUAAAGCGCUUCAUGUUGCAAACUGGCCAAAUUACCUAAAACUACAAGAGGUGGAACAUUCUCGAGUUCUUAGAUCGAGCAGUAGCUCUCAAGUUCAAGUUCCUCUAAUUAAGAACACAUUACAUGACCAGCCAGCACAUCUCUUUAAUGAUUUACCUGUAGAAAUUAGAACUGCAGAGACUACCGAGUGUUUUGUCUUAAAGAGGCCAAGAAUUUAUUCCACUAUUUGCAGCAUAUCAGUUUCUCACCAGGGGCUUUCCCUAAAGUUGAUGCGGGUGGCCAUAUACCAUUUGUCAUAAUCGAGAUACUAUAUGCAUGGUGUCAUGGAGAUGCAAUUUUCUGUUUUGAAUUUUCAUUGAUUUCCGGUAUCAAUAUCAAAUUACAAAGCGAUGUGUUGUGUGAAAAGCGUCAAAGGCAAGGAACGAAAUGGUAUUUUGGAAAAAAAUCGCUAAAAUUUGGUUUGUGAAAGUUCUAGAAGAAACUAUAUGCAAUAAAUAGUGGCCUUAUAUUACUUGAUACUAUUUGAGCAUAAACACUUUUAUUACUUAUUUAAAAAUCAAAAGUCUUUCAGGUUACUGGUAUAUAUAUAUAUAUAUGAUGAUUCCUAUACGGAUGAAACAGACUGUUGUGAAAAACUAUAUUACGCUCUAUCUAUAUAUGGUACUGAGCACUGUUUGUGUUUCUUAAACCAAAAACUUAAGAUAUAUAUAUAUAUAUAUAUAUAUAUAUAUAUAUAUAUAUAUAUAUAUAUAUAUAUAUAUAUAUAUAUAUAUAUAUAUAUAUAUAUAUAUAUAUAUAUAUAUAUAUAUAUAUAUAUAUAUAUAUAUAUAUAUAUAUAUAGACAAGUAUCGAGUUUGGAAUCAUAUAUGAGUAGAGUGCUCAAUACCGUAGUAUAGAGCUGAUAAGAUUAGAUUAGAUUAGAAGACAAACUUGAGUUACUUCAUAUGAACUUUAUUUCACUAAAUGAAAUAAAGUUCAUAUGAAAUAAUUCAAGUUUGUCUUCUAAUCUAAUCUAAUCUAAUAUAUAUAUAUAUAUAUAUAUAUAUAUAUAUAUAUAUAUAUAUAUAUAUAUAUAUAUAUAUAUAUAUAUAUAUAUAUAUAUAUAUAUAUAUAUAUAUAUAUAUAUAUAUAUAUAUAUAUAUAUAUAUAUCAGUGCAUAUAUAUAUAUAUAAUGCCAGCAGUGUCACUUGGCAUGGAAAUACAAAUUUAAAAACCUAUUACACAUUUUUAGCAACAUUUAGUGCUAGUGGCUUGCGAGGUUGGCUUUGCUUCUGGCGUGUUAGGGAGGGAAGCGGAAGUAGAGAGCCUGGCUUGCGAAGGCAAGGCGCAUCAAGAGUCGAAGGGUGGUGAAGGGGGCGUGGCAGGAUACGUUUCAGAGAAAGAUGCGAGUAACAGGGGAUUGCAAGGGAUAAUUGUACAGUCUUUUCGUCGCUUGCCACAUGCUCUUUGGUCGUCGUUUUGCGAAGGACGGUAACAGUACAAGGUUUUAUAGCGUACAUCCCGGAUUAUCGUUGUUAAUUGUAUUGAAACUUUGACUUUGUAGAACGAGUUGACUUUUCAUCAUGUCUUUUGAAAGCAAUAAUCAACAACCACCAUCACAACCACCACCAGAACUCAAUAUCACGCUCCAAACAAUUAAGAGCACAUCACACGAUUGGUCAAGCGACGAAAUUCAGUCGCAAUUACCGACAGAAAUUUUGCUAAUAACAGCAAAUGACCAUGAAUUCGCUGCCUGUUAUUCUUAUAUGAAAAAUGUCCAAAGAGGUUGGCAUGAUACACUCGGAAUGGUGGAUUUUGGUCAAUUUGAUGACGAGAAACCGAGAGUUGCAUUGAUGAAAUGUCCACAAGGACCAACUGAGGCUGUGAUAGCAGUGAAAAAUGCCGCUGAAAUUUUAUACCCAAAAGUAGUCCUUUUCGUUGGUAUCUGUGCAACCUUGAAACCGGCGAAGGCAAAACUUGGCGAUGUCGUGAUUUCUGCCAAACUGGCGACUUAUGGUGACAGGAAAAUCAGGGCAGAUGGGACAGUUGAGCAUCGCGGCAUCAAAGCGAAUGUGAGUCGAUAUAUGGCUCGACGUAUUCUAAGUGCAGCUGAUGGUUGGAAACCACCGUUACAAGACCAGAGUAGUUUAAAAGUCGACGUUCAUCGUGACGCUGUGAUGUUAAGUGGUCCAGAGUUGGUUGAUAAUCUUGAAAGACGCCAAGAGUUAUCAAAUAAUUUUCAAGAAGCGCUUGGUCUUGAAAUGGAGGGUGCAGGUAGGAAGUAGAUCUGGGCCAUCUGUAGUUUAUAUGUAGCUAUUUACGUAAAAAAAUGAAAUAACUUAACUAGUACAUGUGACUAGCUACAGCCAACUGACGUCAGCGAAGGAAGCUAACCUGUUACAGGCUAGGGAACGAAUAUCAUUAUGAAAUGUGAUCCUUUGAGGGUUGGAUAAAUUCUACUGCACAGAAUUUAACUGAAUUUUUUUUACUCAGAACAUGAUAGGCUAUGAUGCAUCAUUACUGCUAAAUGGAUUAGCAUGAUGCCUACAUAUAAUAUUCUGCAUAUUGCCAUUGUUUUUAAUUUUUAGGUCUAUAUGCAGCAGCAUAUGAUCUUGGCAUAGAAUGGGCUGUUAUCAAAGCAGUGUCAGAUUUUGGAGAUGGAAGUAAAUCAGUGACAAAAGAUUGGCAGCCAUUUGCCAGUGUAAUGGCAGCAUCUGUUGUCCACAACAUGUUUAAAGAAGCUCAUGUAAUAAAAAAAUGGCCUCACUACAAAAACUUUGAUCCAGGAAUGGCAGAAGGUAAGUGAAUACCAACGUGCAAAAACAUCAAUUCUGGGUUGGUUGGGGCUUGGGGGAGAGUGGCAAGCAUACCUGCUUUACUUGCUCCAAUUUUUCAACAAAGGAGACCAUCCUUGUCCCCAGGCCCAAGCUUGAAGGAGACAUACUUUUUUCUCCUUGUAUAAUAUUGGAUUCAACCUUUAUACACCGAGUUAUCCAUUUUGAAAGUUAUUUAUUAUACAUACAUGUGUAAUAAGAAAAAUUGUUGUGAAAAAUAGGAAUAGACAUAGUGUUAGUGUUAAGACAAUUUGGACAAAUGAAUUUUUAUGUUUGAACAUUGGCAAGUAAAUAGAAUUAACUAAUUGCUUAUUUCAUGAGCAUAUUUCUAAAAUUAGCUUGUUUUUUUAAGAGAGCAUUUCUCAAAUAAAAAUUCUAAAGAAUAUUAUUUAUUGUGAUUUAUGAAGAUACAAUUGAUGCAAAAAACGAAAACGAGAAGAGAACCCAAAUGAAGAUAAAUAUAAACGCCGAAAGGAAUCACAGCCAGAUUCAAAAAUGUGUGUUAGUUGUGGUGCUACAAACAAAAAUCAGCUUCCGGAUGACCGCAACAAGUGGCCAAUCGAUAAAAUCGAAAUCAGUUCUUUCCAAACGAUUUGCAAGCUACUUGACCUUGAUGAUGUCGGUAAAGUGCCAAUUCUAAGCGCUCUAGAAUACUUCGACCGACUUGAAAUUGCCACUAUGAAGAAACAAUGUGGGGCAAAAGGAGGAACAGGGAUUGCCGAAGUCGCACUCCAGAAAUGGGGAACAGGUAACCGCCAACAUAAUGUGGGGGCUCUUAAGAAAAUCGUAGAAGAAACCAUGGCAAGGGUUGAUGUUAUUAAUGAAAUUGAGAAUUGGGAGCAGUUGUGUGUUUGUCAUGGAUGUGGCAAUAAACUCAAGUAG
Molecule: messenger RNA, 11778 nt
Organism: Paramuricea clavata
Lineage: Eukaryota; Metazoa; Cnidaria; Anthozoa; Malacalcyonacea; Plexauridae
Source: the annotation of a GenBank genome assembly